AUGGUAUUGGACAUGAACCAUGUCCAUGACAUGGAUAUGCAUAUGGAUAUGGAUAUGCACAACAGCUUCUACUGGGGCAAAGAUGCCAUAAUCCUUUUCUCCGGAUGGCCCAACCGGAGCCUUGGCAUGUAUAUAUUAGCCAUCUUUGUCGUGUUUUUUAUGGCAUUCGCCGCCGAGCUUUUGUCGGCCGGUGAGAGCAUCAUCAAACCACAUAGGAAUCCAAUGGAGGCAGGAUUGAGUCUCGCCAUUGUCCACACUAUUCGUAUGGGUUUGGCUUACUUGGUGAUGCUUGCUCUCAUGUCCUUCAAUUUUGGAAUUUUUAUAGCAGCUUUGGUUGGUCAUGCUAUUGGAUUCUUCAUCUUCAAAGCCAGUGCUAUUGCCCGAGCAGCCGACCGUAAGGAACUAGAAUUUUUAUCAACUUGA
Molecule: messenger RNA, 423 nt
Organism: Ziziphus jujuba (common jujube)
Lineage: Eukaryota; Viridiplantae; Streptophyta; Magnoliopsida; Rosales; Rhamnaceae
Product: copper transporter 1
Exons: 1
Coding region: 1-423 (140 amino acids)
Biological process (GO): copper ion transmembrane transport; intracellular copper ion homeostasis
Cellular component (GO): plasma membrane
Molecular function (GO): copper ion transmembrane transporter activity
Source: RefSeq, a predicted model, not a curated record